Thalassophryne amazonica is the source of this 1896-nucleotide messenger RNA. RefSeq names its product VPS28 subunit of ESCRT-I (gene vps28). The record is from RefSeq and is a predicted model, not a curated record. NCBI's taxonomy places the organism in Eukaryota, Metazoa, Chordata, Actinopteri, Batrachoidiformes, Batrachoididae. Gene Ontology annotation, molecular function: protein-containing complex binding. The transcript has 10 exons. Gene Ontology annotation, biological process: protein transport to vacuole involved in ubiquitin-dependent protein catabolic process via the multivesicular body sorting pathway. Gene Ontology annotation, cellular component: ESCRT I complex. The coding region runs from base 85 to 756 and encodes 223 amino acids.
AAGGGUCCUUGCAAAGGGCGUGUUUACGUCGACGUCACAGCGGUUUGUCGAAAGCAGAGCUCACAAUAUAAUCAUACCAACAUCAUGUUCCAUGGGAUUUCAGUUACAGGAGGUGUAGGAGGAGCACCGGCCAACAAACCGGAGUUAUAUGAGGAAGUGAAAUUAUACAAAAAUGCAAGAGAACGAGAGAAGUAUGAUAACAUGGCAGAGCUGUUUGCUGUGGUCAAGACUCUUCAGGCUCUGGAGAAAGCUUACAUCAAAGACUGUGUCAAACCUAAUGAGUACACUGCAUUUUGCUCCAGACUCUUGGUUCAGUAUAAGGCUGCUUUCAAACAGGUGCAGGGGUCCGAUGUGGGCUCCAUCGAUGACUUCUGCAGAAAGUACAGACUUGACUGCCCACUAGCCAUGGAAAGAAUAAAGGAAGAUCGACCGAUUACCAUUAAGGAUGACAAAGGAAACCUGAACCGCUGCAUUGCAGAUAUCGUUUCUCUCUUCAUUACUGUGAUGGACAAGCUAAGAUUGGAGAUCAGAGCAAUGGAUGAGAUCCAACCAGAUUUAAGAGAGCUGAUGGAAACCAUGAACAGAAUGAGCAACAUACCCCCAGACUUUGAGGCCAAGGACAAAGUCAACCUCUGGUUGACCACCCUCAGCAGCAUGUCCGCGUCAGACGAGCUGGACGACAGUCAGGUGCGUCAGAUGCUGUUUGAUCUGGAGUCGGCCUACAAUGCCUUCAACCGCUUCCUCCACUCCUCAUAAAUAAUUUGUUCAUUUUUGGCAUGUCUUCUGAUUUUAACGCCUGUUAAAAGUUUACAGAUGUUUUUCGAGUAAACUUCUCAAUAUCUCCUGCCUGCUUAACAGACAACAGUCAUCCUGUUAAACAAAAAAAAUAUUCAGUUUGCUUUCUUUUUUGGGUGUGGGAAAUUAGUGUCUUUGCAUAUGGGUUUGUUUUAGUCUGAUAUCCUGUAAAUUACAUUAUAUAUACAAAAUCAUUUUUUGUUUUCUGUAAAGUUGAAACAUGACUGCCCUCCAUCUUCAUCUUUCUCAUGUACUGAGAUGCAUCAGCAGUCUCUUUUUCUUGGCAAAUUGUGUGAUAAAUCAUUUAACAUGGGGUUUCUGCUAUAUUUUUAAAAUAAUUAUUUACCUUGCAGGUCUUAUUCUAUACUUGUGUUUUAGAGAACACCACUGGAUACUGUACACAGGAAGAGAAGCUCCCAGUAACUUACGUCUUUUUUUUGUUGUUGUUUUCACAAAGAAUGAUCAGAUUCCCCCCCCCCCCCCCCCCCCCCCCACACACACACACUCCUUUAUUUUUUUCUCCUUGUCUUUUUGGUGCUCUACCUGGAUGUAGAUGUGCAUUUAUACUUUAUUAGAUGUGCAUUUAUAUUUUUUUGUGCACCAUUUUUGUUUUCUAUCAGACUAUCUUUUCUUGAGGGAUCCUUACAGUAGCAUUUGUCAGGAGCAUAAAGGAAGGUUACAUAAGGCAGAAUCUGCUGCAUUAGUUGAUGUAUUAUAAUAGUCUGACCCUGAAGUCGUCCUUUUGGACUUCGAGAAGACCCUGAAGUAGUCCUUUUGGACUUCGAGAAGAUUAGCAUGCACUUCAGAUUAAUCAUUUAUUAAAAUUAUGGAGAGAGUAAUAGUUAGUUGUUCUGUAUAUUCGUGUAUAUUUCUCAGCACUGUUUUCUGGUAACAUUAUUAAUCCAUAUUUAGUUUAGAAGUGAGGGAUUGGCAACAUUUAAUCAGGUAAAAUAGAGGCGACCUCCAAAUAUUUUGCUUAAUAAAUAUGUUUCAGUCUUCAAACACCAGUAGAGAAAACAUAUUUAUUGCAAAUGUUCAUUGUAAAUAAUAGUUGUGACUUUUAAAUAAAUGCAUCUAUCACUUUUAAAAAAAAUAAAGGUU